UCGAAACUGCAGUGGUUUCUGUCUUUAUCAGCAAACCUGUGAAGGAGAAAGAAGAUGUCAUCAAUGAUGCCAGACUGGUCUCAGCUCCCUGUGGAGCUACUGUCUCUUAUCUCCAAGAAUCUGGAGGAUUACGGUUUCGAUGUUGUUCAUGCUCGAUCGGUUUGUCGUUCGUGGCGAUCCUUAUUUCCCUUUCCUUCCUGCCUGUUACGUCAAAGUUUUUCUCUUCCCUUGUUCACCGAUUUCCCUCUCGAAAGCAAAGAUUUGUGCACCCUCAAGAAGGUCCCUUUGUUCCUGUUUAGACUCCGAGCUCCUGAUGCUGAUGUUGCGUUACCAUCCCAGUAUUUUCUGGGAGGAAUAGGCCGAGAUGAGUCAGAGGAUCAUAUGGAGCUUCCAUCUCCUCUUCAAUGCUCAGUGAAAGUGAAGAUCCGAGGAUCUGAUCCAACCUUGAUAAACAUUCUCGACUAUCAGAUUAUCCCUCUGGGAUAUCUGUAUCGAAUGAUCGGUUGGGAAGAGCGGAGAAGAUAUUACAGAGGUGUGGCUUUCCUUCCGCUAAACAAGGAGGGAGAAGGACGGGAAUUCGUUGUGCUCCUCAACUACAACAAAGUUUUGUUGGUGUUAAAAAGUGCCGAAAUGAGGUGGAAGCGGCUUACAAAUGUCCCAGAUUAUCAAUGCAUGGAGUUAGUCACUUUUAGAGGCAAAUUUUAUGCGGCUUUUUUAACCGGAAAAAUUGUCGUUAUCGAUCCUCAUUCACUGGAAGUGACUCCCCUGAUGCCUUCACAGCCUCUGCGCUCAAUCGAUUAUCUGAUUCCAUCUGGCAAUGAUGAUCUUUUCCUGGUUGAGCAUUUUAACCCAAUUCCUGAUGAUGAUGUACUGGAUUUUAGUCGGUUCACAUGUAGAGUGAGCAGGCUAGAUGAGGAGACUGGUACAUGGGUUGUGGUCAGUGAUUUGGGAAACCGUGUUUUAUUUAUUGGGGGACACUUUGGAAAUGUCUGUUGCUCGGCUAAGGAGCUUCCCGAUGGCUGUGGUGUGAGUGGCAACUCCAUUUUGUUCACCAAUGAGCCAGGAAAUGUAACUUUUGCCUACAAAUAUGGAGUACAUACAGGGAGGGCGGAGGACGACCUCAAUACUUGGAGAUCCUCAACACAGAAUCGUGUGACAAUCCUCAGCACAUCUCCCGUGUUGGCUCUCUGCGUUGAGUGCCAAGCUGAAAAUCUUGCUUUGGAUAUCUGAGACGUAAUGUUGGUUUUGUAUAUAUUAGCUUUUGUGAUCAUUGAUCUUACCCUUUGUUCUCAAGUCUGCAUUUUGUGUGUCACGGCAUGCUGAAAACUAGAUCACUUGUACUUUAGUUUUAGUUUUUGUUUUUGUUCUUAAUUAACUUUCACUCGCUAUAUUCUCAAGACCAGACAGCUAUGUCUAUGAAAAUAGUUGUCUCAUGAACUCCCAAAGCUAUGUCUAGUUGUGUGACUUGUGUCCUUUGUAUCAUGUGGUCAUGUAGUGUUGAAAUCUAGUUACGUUGUGAGUAACUAUUACGUGCUUUAACUCACAGCAAUCAUCCACCAAUGGCUGAUCUAGAAAGUUAAAAACCAUGUGUAUCAAGUAUGUUCAGGCAAGCUAAGAGAUAAACACGAGGAGUAGGAGUAGAUCUAUUUUAAUUUCUGCACCAUGCUUAAUCGAUAUAGUUUCACUAGGAACCAAGUUUGUUCCGUUCAAACAAACCCAAGUAUUCCCAAUAGGGUUUCAGAGAAGAGAUAUGAAGCUCCAUGAGAUCAUCGACUUGUAACUAGAAAAUAAAAAUAAGAAAUCACAUUAAAAAAUAUUUAGGACCAUUUAACCAAGAGUAAGAAA
Molecule: messenger RNA, 1845 nt
Organism: Arabidopsis lyrata subsp. lyrata
Lineage: Eukaryota; Viridiplantae; Streptophyta; Magnoliopsida; Brassicales; Brassicaceae
Product: F-box/kelch-repeat protein At1g64840
Exons: 1
Coding region: 55-1230 (391 amino acids)
Molecular function (GO): protein binding
Source: RefSeq, a predicted model, not a curated record